Neohortaea acidophila is the source of this 1469-nucleotide messenger RNA. Its product is annotated as Mo25-like protein. Bases 132 to 1313 code for a protein of 393 amino acids. The transcript has 3 exons. Gene Ontology annotation, molecular function: protein serine/threonine kinase activator activity. Lineage: Eukaryota; Fungi; Ascomycota; Dothideomycetes; Mycosphaerellales; Teratosphaeriaceae. Gene Ontology annotation, biological process: intracellular signal transduction. The record is from RefSeq and is a predicted model, not a curated record.
CACAAUUUCCAUUCCAUUUGCAUGCACAUCAACUCGCCAGCGGAGAUGCUUAGGUGUUGCUAGCCUUGGAAGAGUCUUGCAACAAGGACUGGCGUCUUAACACCGAGCGCUGAGGUGGGCGCUACAACGCCAUGGCGUUUCUCUGGGGCCGCAAUCGGCAGCGCUCUGCGUUGGAUCUGGUCAGGUCGAGCAAGGAACUACUUCUCCGUCUAACCAAAGACGAUGGACAGCUGCAAAAGACGGAAGAGGAGCUCGCACGCACAUUGUCCGUCAUGAAAACCACCCUUCAAGGCUCCCCCGACACCGAUGCACAGCCCGAGCAAGUCCACCAGCUCGUUAGCACCAUCCUCUCCGAAUCAUUAUUACCACUGCUCGUCUCGAAUAUGCACCGAUUACCCUUCGAAGCACGCAAAGAUACACAGACCAUCGUCUCGAACGUCUUCCGGUUUAGAAAUGCUGGCAGCACAUCGAACGAGCCCGAUGCGUUGAAAGAGGUGUUGAGGCUGCAGCCUGGGAUAAUCGUCAAUCUUUGCAUGGGAUACGAGAAGAGGGAGAGUGCAGGAGCGUGCGGUGGUAUCUUGAAGGAAGCCCUGAAAUGGGACGCCGUCGCUGCGGUGAUCUUGUACGACGAGCCGUUCCCCGAUGGCAAGACCAUUGACAUCUACAAUGAUGUGGAUGUGUCAAAGAAGAGCUCGGGCAACGGGGUGUUCUGGAAGUUCUUCGAUUGGAUCGACAAGUCCUCCUUCGAAGUCUCGGCCGAUGCCUUUGACUGCUUCCGCGUGAUCCUCACCAAGCACAAGCAAUUGGUGUCGCAGUACAUCAACACCAACUUCGAUCUAUUUUUCGACAAGUACAACAACAUGCUGGUGAAGAGCGAGAGUUAUGUGACCAAGCGACAGUCGCUUAAACUGCUCGGCGAGGUGCUGCUGGAUCGGCAGUUUUACGAGGUCAUGACACGCUACGUUGACUCGGGCGACAAUCUCAAGCUCGUCAUGUGGCAGCUGAGGGACGAGCGGAGGAUGGUGCAGUACGAAGCCUUCCACGUCUUCAAGAUCUUCGCCGCCAACCCGAAUAAAUCCUACGAGGUGCAGAGGUUCCUCGUGAUGAACAAGCAGCGUCUGCUCAAAUUCCUGCCGAGGUUUUUGGAAGACAGAACGGACGACGACCAGUUCAACGACGAAAAGGCGUGGCUUGUCAAGGCGAUCGGGAAUCUGCCGGAUAGUACAAGCGCACUGCAGCCUCCUGGCGCCAUAACUCCGCAGACUGCUGGACGAUCGGUACAACAGCAAACAGGGCUAGCUCAGGUCCAUUGAUGAUGCGCAUUUGGUUGCGAAACGGCGUUUGAAGACAGGAGGGCUGGAGUACUACAAUUAUUGGAGCAGCAUUAUACCGGGGUCGGGCGUUUGCGUUCUCAACGCUCUACAUGGCGUAUAGCAGCACUUCCGCGUCAAAUGAAUUGUUCUUUGUCA